AAACAGAGAGAGAGAGAGACCAGAACCAGCACUGACAACUGACUACAGAACCUCAGCAGACACCAAGAUGAAGAUGCCUCAGCUGAUCAUCCUCCUCCUGACCAUUUUGCUGCAUGCGGCGGCCGGUUUCCCCACCGACAGGAGAGGACGGGACAAACAUGCCUCUUGGGACGACGUGAACGUUGUGGCCCACGGCCUCCUGCAGCUCGGCCAGGGUCUGAAGGAGCACGUGGACAAGACAAAAGCCCAGAUGAGAGAUGUCAGCGCCACACUGAAAGCCCUCAACGGCACUGUGGUUGAACUGGAGAGGAGGCAGCAGGAGCAAGAUGAAGCUCUGAGGGCCAAAGCCAAGGAAGUGGAGGAGAGGGAGAGGCUGGCAGCAGGGCUGGCCGAGGAGGUGAAGGGGAAGGUGGAGGAGGUGAAGAAGGAGACUCGGGACAUCCACUCCAGGAUGGACAGACUGGAAGAAGUGCUCACAGAGUCGACACUGGACAGCAACAACAGCGAUCACGCAGGAGUCCCAUUUAUCCAGCGACUGGUGGCAGCUCAGAACAGACGCAUCGACCAGCUGGUGGAGAAAAUCCAGCAGCAACAAGACAAGCUUGAGAAGCAGAGUCUGCACCUACAAGCGCUGCAGAGCAAGGUUGCACUUAAGAGAGUAAAAUCUCACAGACGGAGAGAUGAGGAGACGGCACUGAGGGGCGAGGCCGAGCAUAUCCCCAAUCAAACAGAUUUGGCCACAGAUUGUCAUGAUCUGUUUGUACGAGGGCAGCGAGCCAGUGGAGUCUACACGAUCCAACCUGAGAACUCUAAGCCCUUCAACGUCCUCUGUGAAAUGACUUCAGAUGGUGGAUGGACCAUCAUCCAGAAACGUCACGAUGGAUCCCUAAACUUCAAUCAGCUUUGGGAGAGCUACAAGAAAGGCUUCGGCAACCUGAACGAUGAGUUCUGGUUGGGCUUAGAAAACAUCCACUCGGUCUCCAGACAAGGACAGUACAUCCUGCAGGUGGAGCUUUCUGAUGAGUCGGGGCAGCAGCAGGAGGCUCGUUUUCAGUUUCACCUGGAUGGAGAAGAGAUGAAGUUCGCCCUCCACCUUGAGCAGGACUCUUCAUCUGGGGUUCAGGAGAAAGCGAUGACCACCGGAGCUUCUGGUCUUCCCUUCUCCACAGCCGACAGAGACAACGACCUCGCUGCAGACGUCAACUGUGCUGAGCUGCUCUCAGGUGGUUGGUGGUUCAGCAGCUGCGGUGAGUCAAACCUCAACGGCAAAUAUCCCAGAAGGCCGAGUGAGCUCAGGAGCCAGAAGUCCAGGAGACAAGCCAUGUUUUGGACGACCACAGAGGGACAGAGAAACUCUCUGAAGACCACACUUCUGAAGAUAGCACCGGCAUCCAUAAAACAAUAAUCCUGUCUCAAAAAGACUGAGCAGCAAAGUUACUCAAAACCAGAGACUGUUUUUAACUUAAAUGCUGAACUACUAAAGCACUGGAAGCUGGACAAGUUUCAUAUUAUUGAUCCUAAUGCACUGGAUGAUCAGAUGAUUCUAUGCUAUGCUAUAUGAUAACACAACGUGUCAGUGUUCAGUCAUAUUGACAGGUGUAACUCUAUUCCCUUUAUAAGGGCUUUACUUAUUUUCUAAUAUAUUGUAAUUGUUUUAAUUACUUUGUACUUAAAGAAUGUACAGUUUCUUACUUCAAACAUUUAUUCAUGUUUUAUAUUUCAUUUAUAUGAAGUGAAUGAAAAUAAACUUUUUCAACAUUGA
Messenger RNA from Amphiprion ocellaris (clown anemonefish), 1762 nucleotides. Its product is annotated as angiopoietin-related protein 4-like. The transcript is spliced from 7 exons. The record is from RefSeq and is a predicted model, not a curated record. Gene Ontology annotation, biological process: triglyceride homeostasis. Gene Ontology annotation, molecular function: enzyme inhibitor activity. Bases 68 to 1405 code for a protein of 445 amino acids. Lineage: Eukaryota; Metazoa; Chordata; Actinopteri; Pomacentridae.